Molecule: messenger RNA, 903 nt
Organism: Pyricularia grisea
Lineage: Eukaryota; Fungi; Ascomycota; Sordariomycetes; Magnaporthales; Pyriculariaceae
Exons: 1
Coding region: 1-903 (300 amino acids)
Source: RefSeq, a predicted model, not a curated record
AUGGCAAACCCAACGACCACGACCCCGCACCAGCCGGACCCAGCGCUCCCGCUCCUGGACCACAUAGUCAUCCUCAUACCGCCCCGGGUGCUGCGCGACCUCCCCGCCUGGCUGAUGGACAGCUUCACCGUCAUCACGGGUGGCGUGCACGCCGGCGGCGCGACCGAGAACAAGCUCAUCCUGCUCGCCGACGGCGUCUACCUCGAGCUGAUCGCCUUCACCGAGGGCGUCGACCCGGCCAAGCGCGCCGAGCACCGCUGGGGCGCCCGGCCCGAGGGCCGCAUCGUCGACUGGGCCCUGACGCUCCCCGGGACCGGGGAGGAGUUCCACAAGGUGCAGGAUCGAGUCCGAUCCCGCGACGCCGGCGUAGUGUACCGGGAUCCCGUGCCCGGCGGCAGGACUACGCCCUCGGGGACGGAGCUAAAGUGGGCCGUGGCUGAUCCCCGUCUGGCGCAGGAUGGGGAUGGGAGCGGUGCUCCCGUGGUGCUGCCUAUCGAGGCGGGAGAAGCGCCGUUUUGGUGCUUCGAUCGCACGCCGCGCCGCCUGCGCGUGCCGCACGACGUCCCGGCCAAUGUUGAACACCCCAGCGGGGCGGUGGGUUUGGCGGGCGUGACGGUUUUUGUAGCGGAUGCGGCGGCGCUCGGGGCGUUCAAGAAGGUCUACGAUGGGAUUUACGGUGAAGAAGGCUCGCCGGUGGGGGAGGAUGAGCAUGGUGGGGCUGGCUACAGCUGGUCUGUUGGCGUGCCCGUUGCGGAUGGCGGGAGGAAACACACUGUCUCGCUACGUUCGACCACUGCGGGGACUUUAAUCCGGCUGUCAUUGUACUCAACUUCCAAAGCUGGGAAGAUCGGUGGCGUAUUGCACGGCGGAUGGACGGUUGAUUUUGAUCUCGUCAAGGCCUGA